Cryptotermes secundus is the source of this 7958-nucleotide messenger RNA. It is a transcript of the gene plx, whose product is annotated as TBC1 domain family member 4. The record is from RefSeq and is a predicted model, not a curated record. The transcript has 21 exons. The coding region runs from base 869 to 5590 and encodes 1573 amino acids. Lineage: Eukaryota; Metazoa; Arthropoda; Insecta; Blattodea; Kalotermitidae.
GGUUCGCAUUUUAAGCCUAAAUCGAGACCGAUUGUGACACACAUUUUGACUGACAUGUAUCUAAAAUAGACUCUCAGAAGAGGACAGUAAAAGUGCUUCGGAUGCUAGAAUGAAAUUUAUUGUAAAUCGAGUGAGCAAUUUUUUUGUGUGUUCUGUAUAAAGCAAACGAUGUUUAUCGCGUUGAUUCCAAGUUAAAAGCAUCGAAUACUACAUUAUGUAAUGGUAACAGUUAACCAAGUCCUGAUCGUUAUGUUAACUGGUGUGUAAUAUAUAUGAGUGAAUUAUUCUCAGUUAUUUUUGAAAGUGCAAAUUCGCACUAACUGUGUAAGUUUUGAGGUUUUCAAGGCGAUGACUAUGAUGAAAGUCCACGGCGCCGAAACCCAGAAGACGACUUUCAUCGCACUAACUGCUUUGAAAAUGUGACCAAGAAAGAACGCUUCCCUCUUUACAUAAAACAAGUUGCAGUGGCUAGUUAUUUUGGGUAUAACACAUAAGGCAUUUGUCACUGGAAGAUCGUGUUCUUGUGUUAUUGGAGGCUGUUCACGGAUGCUGUAUGAACACAGACCACUGCAGAAGAUUUUUUUGACACUUUUGGAAGUGCAAAGGCAAUAUUCCGCAUGGGUGGCGUGAAGUGUUUCGAUUCAUCAUCGUUCACGCGCGAGCUUAGCGCCAGCAUAUCAUGAAAUGAAAGUAGUGGUACAUACUUAUAGUAAUUUCUUUCUUGCUGCAGUAAUAAUAGUAUGAAGUAGAACAUGAUUGCGAGGAGGUGCUGUGACCAUUACAAAAUGAAGUAGGAUCUGAUUUACAAAUUAUUUUACUGUGGUAAUGACGGUGUGAAGUAGGAUCUGAUUCCUGUGAAGCGUACAAAAUGGCGGUGGAACUGAACAUGAAGCUGUACCCAGUGGAGUACCUCGGGUUCACUGCCAUGGACAAGAGGUUUUCCAGACCCAUGUUGCCAUGGGUCAUUGCAGAGAUCAAGAGGCGAGGCACUUCAGAGAAGGUUUCCCUGGGCAUUCGGGACGGCCAGGUACACGCCUUCAGCCGGGGUGUCGCGGAAUCUGGGCAGCAAGUUCCGGCCGUCAUGUUUCAGCACUCCCUGCAGAACAUCAUUAGGUUCUCGCAUACGUAUGACAACCAGUGCACCUUCAUGUACCUGCUUAGGGACACCGUGGAACCACUGCUCUACUGCUACCUCUACCAGGCGGCCGAUGCCAGCGAUGUAGUGGAGCUAUUCAGUGCAAUGAGGGACCAGGCCAAAGAUGGAAACACUGUUGCUGGAAACAAUGGCCGUUCCCUUAGUAGUGCAGCUACUUUAACAUCACUCUGUGCCGACAUUUCUCCAAGCUCCUCACAUUUCUUUGAAGUUUUGUAUAUUGGUAAAAUCAAAGUCUCCCACAAGAAGGUGCCAGAGUCAUUCAUUGAUGAUGCAUUGGAGAAAUUCCGUGUGCAUGAGAUGGAGAAAGGGAAGAGUAAAAUUGUGAAACAAGGCAGCAGUCAUAAUGUAUCAGCAGCUGGAGCCCCCACUGGUAGCAGUCAUAACGUAUCAGCAGCUGGAGCCCCCACUUGUAGCAGUCAUAACAUAUCAGCAGCUGGAGCCCCCACUGAUAGCAAUCAUAAUGUAUCAGCAGCUGGAGCCCCCACUUGUAGCAAUCAUAACAUAUCAGCUGCUGGAGCCCCCACUGAUAGCAAUCAUAACAUAUCAGCAGCUGGAGCCCCCACUGGUAGCAAUCAUAACAUAUCAGCAGCUGGAGCCUCUGCAUGCAGCAGUGCACAUCUCAGCGAAGCACAGACUCCAGGCAGCAGUGUUGUGAUAGCCAUGUGUCAAGAUGAGGAUCCAUGUCAUAGAGGAUCGCUGGGCUCAGGGUGUGAUGGAGACAUGGAGACUGCUGACCAGCUGAAUGCAGUGUCACCCACGGUUCUGUCCCCUUUGGUGCUGCCACCUACCAGCAGCAUGAAGCUUGGGGAUCCCAUUGAGGCUCUCAGUAUAACUUCUCAAGGGGAAGGCAGCAUUUUGGUGGAUCAGCAUUCACAGCCAUCAGCACCAAGUGAAGUGCUUCCAGUAUGCACCAGCUCUACCCUCAGCAAUGAAUCAGCAUGGAUGAAGCAGCAGUCACUUCCUCUGGAGCCUAUGAGAAACCGAGCAGCAUCCACUGGUAGUGCAAAGGAGUUGAGGAAGUCAGAGGGCACAGCCCAUAGUGACCACAAUCGCACAAUGCUGUUUCAAGUUGGUCGCACUGACCUAAGGCUUAUUAGUCCUGAUCGAAAGCAGAUCCUGUUGCACAAACACCUGAAGGAUGUUGCCAGCUGUAUCCAGGGACUGAAGCAUGCAGACCAUUUUGGGUUUAUCUGCCGAGAGCUGAAUGUGGAGUGCUAUAUUGGAUAUGUGUUAAAGUGCCAGUCUGAGUCCGUAGCUGAUGAUGUGGUGGCAGCCAUAAGACAAGCAUUUCUCGCCACAUCCGACACACAGCGGCGUGAGAAGCUGCCAGUGUUGACCUGUGAACACUGUCCCAUGGUAUGGUACCACAAACUGUGUGCUGAUGCAGAAGGUUUGAACGAUAAGCGCACACAAAACAUUAUUUUUCGUCGACUUGAGGUGUUGCCAGAAGAGGAACAAUCUGUGAUAUUAACCAAAUUCCGAGGAGUGGAGACCUCGAGUCUGCGUGAGCAGAAUGAGUUUCUCAUGAUGCUACUGCGAGCACACUGUGAAGGAAAACAGGCUCGCCACACACAUGACACAGCUGAGAACCGCAGCGAGUUCCUCAAUCAGUACCUGGGUGGGAGUACCAUCUUCAUGAAGGCCAAACGUUCACUCACAAGUUCAUUUGAUCAGCUGCUUAAGCGCAAGGGGUCGCGGGAUGAUUUUGAACCAAUUGUGAAAGAACUGAGUCUACCAAUGAAUGCUGCACUGUGUAAGGAUCCACCAUCUUCAUCAGGACAUGCUAGCCCAACUUCCCGCUCAUCACCAGCUCCAGCACUCGAGGUGCCUGAGAGCAAUGCAACAGACAGCGGUGCCAGCAGCCUGCGACCACGUUCAUCUACCGUGGGCACAGCAGAAGGCGAGAUAAUGAAACGAGAGCUGCAAGUAAAGCAGCCAAAUGGCAGCCUUUCUGCAAGCAACUCCCAUCAACAGUUGACUUCUGUUACCCCUCCGAAUGGACAGCAGAAAACAAGUCCCAUGAUGAACAUAUUCCUGAAAGUUGGCCACACCUCAAAAACAUCACCAACGCAGGAACUGAACCAGAAUGUGAUGAGGCAGUCUGGAUCUUGGCGCCAGGCUAUCUUCAAUAGGGUUGUGACACCUAGCAAGAACUUAUCCGCAGAGCGGGGCCUGGGUGAAGUCACUCCAAAACAGCGCCCAGUGAAGCGAGAUCGAGAUGAACUGCGUGCCUUGUGGAAGAAAGCCAUCAACCAGCAGCUACUGCUUAUACGCAUGGAGAAGGAAAAUGCAAGGCUGCGAGCCCGACAGGAAGAAGCAACAAUGAAGCGCAUCAAGUUGAAUUAUGAUGAGAUCGGCUCAUGUGUGCGAGAGGUAAUGGAGGUGUGGGACCUCCUGGUGAGUAAGGAGAGUCGUGUUUCAACCCAGUGUGACUCCAAAAUGUUGCUUCAAGCCAUCAGGCAAGGAGUUCCACGUAGUAAGCGAGGGGAUGUUUGGCACUUCUUAGCGGAGCAGUAUUGCUUGAAAGUUGCACCAAUAGAUACAAGCAAGUUCCCUAAUUAUCACGUUCCAUAUGAGAACCUACUGCGACAGCUCACCUCCCACCAACAUGGCAUCCUCAUAGACUUAGGACGUACAUUCCCCAAUUGCCAUUACUUCUCAUCUCCACUGGGACCUGGACAGCUGGCCCUGUUCAACCUGCUGAAGGCAUACUCACUCCUGGACCCUGAGGUUGGGUAUUGCCAGGGACUGAGCUUUGUAGCUGGAGUGUUGCUGCUACAUAUGUCUGAAGAAUCAGCCUUCUUCUUACUUCGCCAUCUGAUGUUCCGGCGAGGCUUGCGACGACAGUACCUUCCUGACAUGACAGCACUGCAGGUGCAGUUGUACCAACUGUCACGCCUUCUGCACGACCAGCACCUUGAAUUGUAUCUCCACUUUGACAAGCACGAAGUGGCCCCCACUCUGUAUGCAGCCCCCUGGAUACUCACUCUAUUUGCUUCACAGUUCCCUCUUGGGUUUGUUACCAGGGUUUUUGAUCUGUUGUUCCUGGAGAACACAGAAGUAAUAUUCCGAGUUGCACUGGCUCUUCUGGGGGAGCACAAGGAUGGACUGUUAACAUGUGACAGCUUUGAAGAGAUCAUGGAAUACCUCAAGAAUGUGGUGCCGACAGUGGACAAGAAGAUACUAGACAGAGUUAUGAAACAGGUAUUCACAAUGGAUGUGAGCAAACAACUGCAUGAAUAUGAGGUGGAGUACCAUGUGCUGCAGGAAGAAAUGUCAUCUCCACGCCCAGAAGAGAUGGAGGCAUUGCGCAAAGCUGAGGCUGCAAACAGAGCACUCCUUCAACAGAAUCGAGCUCUUGAGGAACAGCUUGAGAUUGCCACAAGCAACAUCCACCGAUUGGAGACGAGUCGUGCACACCAGCAGGCAUCCCUGGCACGCUUGGAAUCACAGGUUCGCAGCCUUGAAGUUAGUGUGGCCACAAUGGGGCAUUUCAUAGCAUCCCUAGCUGAAACUAAUUCAGUCAUUGAGAUACCAGGUGAGAUCCGUCGCGUUGUGGCCCAGCUUUCUGUGGCUGAACGCAGACGCAGCACCGCAGGCCAGAGUCUACUCAAAAGCCCAAAACCAGAGAACCCACUUCAAAAGGUCAUGCCCCUUACAAUAAGUGAAGAUUCAUCUCGAUGCAACAUUGCAGAAGUAAGAACAAACUCAGCUGACAGUGAAAUCUCCACAAAACCCAAGCGAGGUGAAGAGAAACUUCGAGAUAUGCCGUAUCCUCUCAAGUCAACUCUCAGCUCACCAAAUCUAACAACAAAAUUAUCUGGAAUGUCAUCAUUUUUUGCUAGUGCUCAUAAUCAAAUUAAGCAGCAGAGAUUAAAUGCUGUAAAUAAUUUAUCUGAAGUGACAGAUAGUGAAACUGUUUUAAAAAGAAAUGUCUCAGCAAACUGUACAAGUAAUGGUAGUGCUUCAGCAACGGUGGAUAUUACUAAGAACUCUCCACUUUCAGAUGUUGCAAGUUAUGAGAAGUCUAAUUCUGUGCCUCUGCCUGUCCCCCACUUCAAACUGAAGUCUUCUCAGAGUUCGUUUGAACUUGGGACUCAUGGUAGUCAUACAGUUAUUGAAACCUCUCAGUGUGAGAGCAGUGACAGUGGAAAUGUUACUCCCACAUCACCAGCAGCAACCAGUCAUAUUCAUCCUCUUGAUACAUGUUCUGAUGUCCACUUCACAUAUGGAGGCACAACCAAGCUAAAAACCAUCCGUCCUCUUCGAGCUCAGCUCUCACGUAACUCCAGUACUGAUAGUAUACAAAUACUGAAACCAAUGGGACCAGGAGAUGUCAACAUUUUAGCAUCACAGAUAGUUGAUAGUAAGAAGACUGAAACUUCAACAGUUUCUUCAGUUGGUGAAACAAAGGAAAGCCUUGUUACAGGGUAAUAGAUAAACACAGAUGUAGCACCCUAAAAUUUUUUAAAUGAGUAUUGUUAUAUAUCCAAGUAUCAUAUUAUCCUCUACAGUUAGUUAACAGGUUAUAGGGUUGGAAGAGAUUAUGUUAAUUACACACAUGCCAAGUACUUAUUGAUGCUAACAAUUUUCUGUUUGUUCUUAAUGGACAUUCGUUCUCUUGAUUUAUGUGUGGUAUGGCAAAAAGCAGGGUUUUUGCACUGACAGAUCAGUCCUAUUCUAACCUGUCAUCAGCAUAGCUGUUAGUUGAUUUAUAUCGUAAUGGAUGUGGCAUGGACUAAAUUUCAAAGGAGGCUAUGUUGGAAAGAAAAAUGGAUUUCUAUCUUUUAUUGCUUGUACAGAAUCUCUGAAGUAAUUUUGAAGGAUAGUGUAAUGAAGAUUUUACAGAUCAGGUCUACCUCCCUUCCUGUGGAUUCCUGUGAAGCUUAUUUUAAAUAUUGUCUUUAUGAACUAUAAGGCUUGUUCCAUUUCCAAAUGAUGAAUCCAUCUUGGUCAAGGUCUCUGAAUCAUGCUGAUCUAUAUUAAUUGUUUUAUUCAUACAGAUAUUUUCAUAUCAGACAUUCAUGACAGCUGUUUCAUUUUUAUGUCCCUUGGUACAUGUGCUGAUCUUAUUCGGUUGCAAUUCUGCUUCUAUAACUGAAUUUCAGUUUUGGUUCUUAUGUAUGUAACCUUCACAGUUUAAAAGAAAUGUUAUUGCAGGCACCUAUAUGUUAUUCUGUAAACAUUUGUUAAGGAUACAUUCAUAGGAUUAGUUGACUUUAAUUCAUCAGUAUUGCACAUCUUGUUUUGGAUGCCACUAAAUCAUGCUAAAACUGACACAGGCUUUAAUGUCCCAACUAAAAUUUUGAGCCAAGUCCUACAUCAGAAGCAUUGAAGACGUUUGUGUGUUAUCAGUCUAAAUUAAUUUGUAACAUUUAGUUCACAGAAAAUUAAAAUUUGUCUCUGCCAUUGUUCACAGAAUACAAAUUAUCUGUACUAGAUACUAAUAGAAAUCCCUGUGACUGUUUUCACAUGAACUAAAUAGGAGCAUAAUAAGAAAUUGUGAUGACAAAUUUAUUCACCACUGGCCUUUUAUUAACUGAGUGUAUUCCAUUAGUUGUGUUUUAAUCACACAAAGAGAACAAGUGUUUCAAGUGAUGAACUGUGGAAUGAAAAGACAUUAGAUAUGGUGUACAUACAAAAAAGUUACUGAAUGUCAUGCUGCAAAUUCAUAUUUUUCAUGACAGUAUAUGUACUUAUAAUUAUGUGACAUUGGAUAGCAUUAGUUAGUGCUCUCCUUAACGGCCAUUUAUAAAAUCCUCUACAUUGUGGCAGGAAGCAUAUUUCUUGUGAUAGGUAAUUUGUAUGUGUUUAAUAAUAUAGUUUUGAUAUCUGUCUUUAAAUUAGGCUUGUGAUUAUGUUAACCAUGGACACAAAGUUUUCUAUUAGGCAUUAAGUCAAAGGAUGAAUGUAAUAAGUAUGUCAGCAUUUCUUGUGUGGUUUGUCCACAUUAUAUACAACAGAACGAAGUUGUUUGAAUGCAUUUGAUAUUAAACAUAGUUACAAAGAAAUUGGUUUCUUUUUAUGACACAUCUCCAAUUAAUGAAUUUUAGACUUCUGAAAUAUAAAAGUUGUGUGUAUAUUAUGUGACAAAAUUUGCUAUUGUGUAACAUAUGUGUUGACACUGUUGAAAGUUAAUUAAGUAACCAGUUCUAACCAUGGAGCAGAGUUCUUGAAAAGCUCAGAGAGUCAAUCAUUUCUCUGCCUGGUAUGGAACUAGAACACAAGGGCCUACCACCGAUGCUUAUCCUAGCAUGAAUCCCAGUCCACACUCUGUGGUGAUGUUUCUUUUAAGAUCCAUUUAAUUGUUACCCUUCCCGGUUAUUUCCUUCAUAUUUACUGGUCAAGUCUUUGUAUACAUUUCCCAUCUUGCAUGGCACAAUCUUUCUCAAAAACCCCGAAUUCUUGGCUAAUAUGCCACACAUUAUAAACAGGGAUGGUAUUUUUUAAAGUAAAUAGGUUGUUAAGAGUAACUCAACACAGUAUGAGCAGAUGCCCAAAAUGUCUGCCUUCUGCUGUUACACACACUUGAUAUAUCGUAAAAAUUCAUGCAUUGUCCUGGGAGUAUUUUAAUGCACUUUGGUUUUUUAGGUUUCCACACAGUUACAAAUUGCAGUCAUUGAGUCUGGAGUGCUUGCAGGCCACAAUGUAUGAUUUAUCAGUCUGGCUUCAAAUGCCUCAUUUAACCAGUUAAGUGUUUAUAUUCUCUACUCUUCUCUCUCCCACAUAUAAAAGAAAUGGUAAAGCUAUCUCUGUAACAGGCCAUGAAGUCCCACAGGGGUGUGAGACAUUGAGGCACCCG